This is a messenger RNA of Closterium sp. Yama58-4, 897 nucleotides long. The record is from the annotation of a GenBank genome assembly. NCBI's taxonomy places the organism in Eukaryota, Viridiplantae, Streptophyta, Zygnematophyceae, Desmidiales, Closteriaceae.
AUGGCUGCUGAGAGAGUGACGAGUGCAGUAAAUGAGUUUAUCAAGGAGGCGGUGCUGGCAGCAGUGAGAGAGGAGCUGGCUGAACACAAGGAGGAGGUGGAUGAGUUGCGGCACAUGCUGACAGCAAUGCAGGGGGAGUUGGCAGUGGUGAAAAUGGAGUUGGCGGAACACAAGGGCGCCAGGGCAGAGCAAUACCUAAAUUUAAGUGAUGAGCUGGAAAUCAGUCAGAAUGAAGGAGCAUGGAAGGCAAUCAAGUCAGCAUCACAAACGGCCUAUCUGAAACUGAGUAAUCUCCAAGGCCUCUCAGACGCGAUGCUCGCCCAUGUUUCCACCAUGACACAUCUGAAGUUCAUUAACUUGCAAUCUAGCUCAGGCUUCAGUGCAGAGGGCAUCAAGCACCUCUACAGGCUGCCACAGCUAGUGGACCCAGAUCUCAGAGACACCAACUUAUCAGACGAUGCCUUCAAAAUGCAGGAAAAUUUAUGGGAUGAGGCAUGGGAUGAGGUAUGGGAUGAGGUAUGGGAUGAAGUAUGGGAUAAGGCAUGGGAUGAGGUAUGGGAUGAGGCAUGGGAUGAGGUCUGGGAUGAGGCAUGGGAUGAGGUAUGGGAUGAGGCAUGGGAAGAGGUAUGGGAUGAGGCUUGGCAUGAGGUAUGGGAUGAGGCAUGGGAUGAGGUAUGGGAUGAGGCAUGGGAGGCAUGGGAUGAGGCAUGGGAUGAGGUAUGGGAUGAGGUAUGGGAUGAGGUAUGGGAUGAGGUAUGGGAUAAGGUAUGGGAUGAGGCAUGCAUGCACAUCUGGCCCAACACUAGAGUUCCUGAUAGCACACACAAACACGGCUGCUCAUGUAACUUCGAAAUAUGUAAUUUUUCUUGUAAUUAUAAGAUGAUGCUUGAUUUGUAG